Messenger RNA from Guyanagaster necrorhizus, 917 nucleotides. Its product is annotated as 20S proteasome subunit beta 3. NCBI's taxonomy places the organism in Eukaryota, Fungi, Basidiomycota, Agaricomycetes, Agaricales, Physalacriaceae. Gene Ontology annotation, cellular component: proteasome core complex; cytoplasm; proteasome core complex, beta-subunit complex. Bases 87 to 713 code for a protein of 208 amino acids. The transcript is spliced from 5 exons. Gene Ontology annotation, biological process: proteasome-mediated ubiquitin-dependent protein catabolic process. The record is from RefSeq and is a predicted model, not a curated record.
ACAACUCACUGAGGACGCGUCACUGAGCACUGUACGCGUACACAUUCACCAUCCUUCCUUCCUCUCACCCGUUUCUGUUUGUCAUCAUGUCGAUAAUGGAAUAUAACGGUGGCUCCGUCAUAGCUAUGGUCGGGAAGGACUGUGUCGCCAUUGCAUCUGACUUACGACUUGGAAAUCAAGCCCUAGGCAUCUCUUCCAAUUUUCAAAAGAUAUUCCCAGUAACAGACCGCAUAUAUGUUGGGCUUCCUGGUCUGGCGACCGAUGUAACUACACUACGAGAGAGAUUCAGAUACAGAGUCAACAUGUACACCAUCAAGGAAGAACGUGAAAUCGAGCCAGAGACAUUUGCCCAUCUCGUGUCGUCUACUCUAUACGAACAUCGAUUUGGCCCAUAUUUCAUCGAACCCGUUAUGGCUGGUCUCUCCAAGACACCUUCUGGUGGCCUGAAGCCUUUCAUUGCAGCUACCGACCUCAUUGGAUGUCUAAAUUUUGCUAAAGACUUUGUUGUCGCCGGAACGGCCAGUUCCAAGUUGUAUGGUGUUGCUGAAGGUCUAUGGGAGCCUGGUUUGGAGCCUGAGGAUUUGUUCGAGACGAUAUCCCAGACGAUUUUAAAUGCUGUCGAUCGUGAUGCAUACUCGGGUUGGGGCUGCAUAGUGCAUGUCAUUACCAAGGAUAAGGUGGUUUCUCGUACACUCAAAGGGAGAAUGGAUUGAUUCCUAUGUUGUACUAUAUCUACAAAUUCGGCAUUGACAGAAAUUGCGUUCCUCAGUAUAUACCGCAUCUCCAAAAGAAUCGUACUAAACCUCGAGGAGUUCGGGGCAAGCAUCUGGGCGGGUUACAAACUAGUGGCAACUUGAGUGAAAGGCCGCUUGAUAACUGUAGAGGGUGCAUUUUCAAAGAUGAAUUUUGUUAUCGGG